AUGAACGUUGUUCAUCGAGAUAAGCACAGUAAUAAAAUAAAACAAAGAUUUAAAAAUGAACUUGUUAGAAAAGAUGCAUCUAUAGGCAUUCGAGGUGAUAUAAGAAUUUUACCACCUAAUAUAGUACCACGGUAUCAGUUUAAUACUGAAGAACGAACUCAAAUUUCAAAGCGAAAUCAAAUGGGACCGCCGGAAGGUGUUCCGCGAGGUUUGAGACGAAAGUUAAUAUAUAAUUCAAGUUCUGCGAGACCAGAUUCUUCGUCAAGCGGUCAAGCGCUGCCCAGGGUACUAGCGAGCGAUUCCGGAGCUGCGGAUACCUCCUUAGAUUUUGUAACACCGAAGGGCAGACCCGCGGCUAUUAGAUACAUAAGCAGUAGUAGUAAAGGUGGUUACAGCGGCAAUAAGUCUGCACGCUCAACAUCCGCCUCUGUGGUAGAGGCCGCCGUUAUUUUAGCAAUAUCCGAAGGUAGAGGUAUGGCUCGAGGGGAAAUAGGCAUGGCGGCGGUAGAUCUCAAGCACCCUCACCUUGUACUCUGCCAGUUCAGUGAUACACUGCUGUAUACACACACUAUGACUAAGAUCAAUUACUUCAAUCCUGUUGAGAUUAUAGUCCCGCAUACGUUCUGUGAAGGUACACAACCAAAUCAGCUGUACAUACUAAUUAAGGAUCAUUAUCCGUUAGUCAACUUGACCACAGUCCAAAGAAGGCACUUCAAUGACGCGGCCGGUCGCCAACAGAUACAAACCCUUUGCGCCCCACAGUAUAGUGCGGUCUGCUUGCAAGUGGUCCAGAAGUUCUAUGCUUUAACAUCAGCUGCAGCGGUAUUGAAGUACGUCGAAUAUAUCCAAUGUAUUGUGUUCGCUAGAGAAUCUUUAAAGAUCGAAUACCACUCUUCAGAGGAUACCAUGAUCAUCGAUGUAGGCACAGCUACUCAAUUAGAACUAGUUCAACCACUAGUACCGUCAGCCGGGCCGUCGUGUUGCUUGCUUGGUGUACUGGGCCCAACUUAUACCGUCGGAGGUAUACGGGCACUGAGAGCCAAUAUAUUACAACCUUCUUGCGAUAAAGAGUUCAUUGAAGCAAGAUUAGAUGCUGUACAGGAAUUGAUUGAGAACGACGCAGGUUUGAUGGUUGAUUUGCAGGACAUAAUAAAAAAGCUAUCCGAAAUUGAUAAAAUAUUGUUUCUCUGUAUGGAGCCACCGAACUUUAACAUAGAGAAAUUUGGUGAGGCGCAAUUAAACCAAACACUGCUUUUAAAAACGACAAUGGAGAUGGUGCCAAAGUUGGUAGAUGCUCUAAGAUCCGCGGAAAGUGGCAGGUUGAGAAAAAUAAAAAUGGAUUUCGAAAAUUCUCAUUACACCGAAAUUUACGAACGAAUUCGUAAAAUUAUACAUGACGAUGCCCAUCUUGAAAAAGGUGCCAUGGGCAGCUUGCAGAGGUGCUUCGCUGUUAGACCCGAAAUUAACGGUCUUCUAGAUGUUGCUAGAAGAACGUAUUCUGAAUUAAUAGAAGACAUACAGAAGGUUGUAGAACAACUUAGCGAAUCUCACGAUUUACCUAUCAGACUAAAUCAAAACGUUAUGAAAGGAUUUCAUAUAGUUUUACCAGUUGCUCCCAAGAACAGAAGAGACUUUAACAUUGAAGAUUUACCAGACAUAUUUAUUCAGGUUCACUUCAACGGGACAAGUGUUACGAUGACUACAGAAGAACUUGUAGUCCUGGAUCAGCAAGCCAAGGAAUCGCUCAAUGAAAUACAGAAAAUGAGUAACAUAGUAAUUUCGGAAUUGCUUAAAGAAUUACGUCCUUUUAUGUCAAGUCUUUACAAACUCUGUGAGAACGUUGCCGAGCUGGAUAUCUUAAUAGCUUUAGCUCAAACCAGUUCAAUAGGUUCUUAUAUAAGACCUGAGUUUAAUUCUUACUUGGAAGUAAGGAACUCCGUACACCCGCUCCUAGACUAUAACAGUCAAACGAUGCCUGUACCGAAUGACAUAUUUGCCAGUCCUGAAUACAACUUUACUAUAAUAACAGGUCCUAAUAUGGGCGGCAAAAGUAUUUAUAUAAAACAAAUUGCUAUUAUACAGAUUAUGGCGCAGUUGGGAAGCUUCGUACCUGCCACUAACGCUGUGUUAAGACUUUGCGAUCGUAUCUUCUCUAGGAUAGGGUUCAACGAUAGUGUUGAAUUCAAUGCCUCUACAUACGUUAUUGAGAUGAAGGAAACCCAACACAUCCUUGCUGGACUGACACCUACUAGUCUUGUUAUUAUAGAUGAAUUGUGUCGGGGAACGUGCUCCGACGAAGGAACUAGCUUAGCUUGGGCUGUUUGUGAAGAACUAAUAAAGAGCCAGGCGUUUACUUUUUUUGUUACCCACUUUUUGUAUUUGACGAGACUGCAAGACUUAUAUUACAACGUAGUCAACCGAUAUACUGUGGUAACAGAAGAGGCUAUAAAUUCUGAGAGCACUGAACGCCGACUGAUCUAUCAACAUAAAAUUGAACCCGGCGUUACAACAAUUGAACAUUACGGCCUAGCAUUAGCUGCUAAAACCAAUUUGCCUGAAGAAACCGUAAAUUUUGCACGGGAACUGGCAGAAUUGAUUACAAGGAACCAAACGCCAAAGUGUUCUUUAGUUAAAGAAAAAAAUGACGAUGAAAUCCUCUACAAACUGCAAGCAGAUAUAAGUCAACAAAGAAGAAAAGAUCCUAAUAACAUAAAUAAAGUACAAGAAAUUGUUUCUACAUUCAAAACAAAUAAUCCAGAAUUGGGCAUGAACGAUGAUUUUAAUGAGUCAGUUGUUGGUAAUACGAAUAUAAAUUCUAAAAACUCAAGUUACGCAGAUUAUAAUGCUGGAGAAGAAAUGGAAAUUUGUGAUGAAAGAAUUUUAAAUGAUAAAUCAAAUGAGAGUACUGCUACAGCAAAUGAUACCGUUGAGGCAGAUGCUCUUACACAAAUAAUUGGUGCGUAUGCUGGUUCUUCUAGCUCAAGUGAAAAUUUUGAUGCUACUUCUACUGAUGAAGAACUGAUGCAAGAAACUAUUAAAGAAAUAAAUUUAAACGGAAAUGAAAAUUUGGAAACAAUAAUACUAACUCCCCCUGCCGGCUUUCGAGAUGGAGAUUGUUGA
Molecule: messenger RNA, 3120 nt
Organism: Papilio machaon (common yellow swallowtail)
Lineage: Eukaryota; Metazoa; Arthropoda; Insecta; Lepidoptera; Papilionidae
Product: mutS protein homolog 4-like
Exons: 20
Coding region: 1-3120 (1039 amino acids)
Biological process (GO): mismatch repair; reciprocal meiotic recombination
Cellular component (GO): nucleus
Molecular function (GO): ATP-dependent DNA damage sensor activity; mismatched DNA binding; ATP binding
Source: RefSeq, a predicted model, not a curated record